Lactuca saligna is the source of this 411-nucleotide messenger RNA. The record is from the annotation of a GenBank genome assembly. Lineage: Eukaryota; Viridiplantae; Streptophyta; Magnoliopsida; Asterales; Asteraceae.
AUGACAAAUGUUUCUCUAGUAACUUCAACAACUAGCACACAAGAAAAGGUGUGUGCUUUUAGCUAUUGGACUAUUUAUAUCUACAAUGGGAUCAACGAUUCUUUUACUGUGCACGUACAAUCAGCUGAUGACGAUCUUGGAAAUCGAACACUGCCAUUCAAUGGUUCUACAGAUUGGGGUUUCUGCAUGGGUAUCACCUUUAAGACUCGAUUUUAUGCUCACUUCUACUGGAAUUCCAAAACAGCUUUCUUUGAUGUUUUUGAUUAUACUACAAGCAAUCAUCAUUGUAGCGAAAGAAAGAUUUUCAAACAACAAAGAUGUGUUUGGUUAGUUAGAGAUGAUGGGUUCUAUUUAUCCUCACAACUUAGUCCGUUUCCGAUAGGAUGGACUAAGUUGCAUGAAUGGUCAUGA